CUUUGCUCUCCGGUUGUAAGGCUCCUCUCCUCAGAUCUUGUGUGAGGACAGAUGUGGAGAGCGGCGGCGGAUUUACCCCUCCGGAUACAACAGGCCAUGUGACCAGAGAGAAGCUGAUCCAGUUGUCUGCUCUUCUCCCCCAGCUGAUCCACUUGUCUCAUCUUCCCCUCCAGCUGAUCCACUUGUCUCCUCUUCCUCUGAAUGACCCCAAAGGAUGGAGAAGGACAGGAAGGAGAUGACUAAGAGAAUAUUACACUUCACCUUGGAGAUCCUCCACCUGCUGACCGGAGAGGAUUACACCAUAGUGAAGAAGACAUGGGGGGAGUGUAUGGCCCCCAGCAGCCAUCUCCAUGAGUCAAGAGGACGGAAAAGGGCCCAGGGCCCCAUCCCAGAGCCUCCACCUCAGUCACUGAUACAUGAGAAGAAGAUCCUGGAACUUACCCACAGGAUCACUGAGCUGCUGACUGGAGAGGUUCCUAUAAGGUGUCAGGAUGUGGCGGUCUAUUUCUCCAUGGAGGAGUGGGAGUAUGUAGAAGGACACAAGGAUCUGUACCAGGACAUAGUCAUGAUGGAAGAUCACCGGCCCCUCACAUCACAAGAUGGAGUCAUUGAUAGAAAUUCACCCGAGAGGUGUCCCCGCCCUCUGUAUUCCCAGGACUGUCCAGAGGGAAAUGUCCCAGAGAAGCAUCAGGGGGGAGAUCUGACUAAUAAUAAAGUGGAGGAUGAAGAAGAAAUGAUUUGGGGCCAUCACCCGUGUAUGAGGGAAGUGAAGGAGGAAAUUCCAGGAGGUGUUACCCCAGAAAAUCUCUACAAGUUAUCCCUAAAAGGAGAAGAUGGAGGGAUCAUGGAGCGCACCUCAGGAGAAGAUGGAGGGAUCAUGGAGCGCACCUCAGGAGAAGAUGGAGGGAUCAUGGAGCGCAGCUCAGGAGAAGAGGGAGAGAUCAUGGAGCGCUACUCAGGGGAAGACCUCCUUACCUCUAAUGUCCAUCCAGAUCUAUCCUAUAAUAAUCCCCCUGACCGAUCACACAUUGUUACCACAAGGACCGGGCAGAAAGGGGAGAAAAGGUUUAAGUGUGAUGAAUGUGGGAAAUGCUUUACACAAAGCUCAGCUCUUAUUACACACAGAAGAAUUCACACAGGAGAGAAGCCAUAUCUAUGUUCAGGAUGUGGGAAAUGUUUUAUAAAUAAAUCAAGCCUUGAUAGACAUAAGAAAGUUCACACAGGAGAGAAGCCAUAUUCAUGUUUAGAAUGUGGGAAAUGUUUUGUUACUAAAGACAAACUCCGGGAUCAUGAGAGAAAUCACACAGGGGACAAGCCAUUUACAUGUUCACUAUGUGGGAAAGCUUUUCCUUGUAAAUCGAGUCUUGUUAGACACGACAAAAGGCAUGGAGGAGAGAAGCCAUUUACAUGUUCAGAAUGUGGGAAAGGUUUCUUUAGUAAAGGCCAACUAGUGGACCAUCAGAGAGUUCACACAGGGGAGAAGCCUUUUACAUGCUCAGAAUGUGGGAAAUGUUUCACCGUUAAAUCACAUCUUGUUAUACAUAAGAAAGGUCACACAGGAGAGAAGACCUUUCUAUGUACAGAAUGUGGGAAAUGUUUUAUUACUAAAACCAAACUGAAGUAUCAUCAGAGAAUCCACACAGGAGAGAAGCCAUAUUCAUGUUCAGAAUGUGAUAAAUGCUUUACAGACAGAUCAUCUCUUCUUAAGCAUGCGCGAAUUCACACAGGUGAGAGACCAUUUCCAUGUUCAGAAUGUGGGAAAUGUUUUAUUACUAAAAGCAAACUGAAGGAUCAUCAAAGAUGUCACACGGGGGAGAAGCCAUAUUCAUGUUCAGAAUGUGGGAGAUGCUUUACAAAAAAAUAUAAUCUUGUUAUACAUGGGAAAGUUCACACAGAAGUGGAGCCGGAUUCAUGUCCACAAUUAAUGAAGCCAGAAUUGAGGAUCAUCUGAGAAUUCACACAGGAGAGAAGUCAUGUUCCUGUGCAGACUUAAAGGGGGAUUCCAGGCAAAACCUUAUAUAUAUAUAUA
Messenger RNA from Hyla sarda, 2029 nucleotides. RefSeq names its product gastrula zinc finger protein XlCGF57.1-like. Bases 215 to 1951 code for a protein of 578 amino acids. Gene Ontology annotation, cellular component: nucleus. The transcript is spliced from 7 exons. Gene Ontology annotation, molecular function: RNA polymerase II cis-regulatory region sequence-specific DNA binding; DNA-binding transcription factor activity, RNA polymerase II-specific. The record is from RefSeq and is a predicted model, not a curated record. NCBI's taxonomy places the organism in Eukaryota, Metazoa, Chordata, Amphibia, Anura, Hylidae. Gene Ontology annotation, biological process: central nervous system development; regulation of transcription by RNA polymerase II.